Messenger RNA from Heterobilharzia americana, 1616 nucleotides. Lineage: Eukaryota; Metazoa; Platyhelminthes; Trematoda; Strigeidida; Schistosomatidae. The record is from the annotation of a GenBank genome assembly.
GCCAGUCUAACGGCAGUUAUUGAAAAUAAAGUGUGUGGUCAGCAUAGUAUCCUUUGGUAAAGAAAACUCGACUGGCAGUUGGAGUUGCUUUGAUAUAGUAAAACUUAACUUUAGUUAAACAUCUUGAAUUCCGUUUUUUGUCUUAUUUCCUUCCCAGUUUAUUUUUGAGUAGCCUAUUUUGCCCAAGUACUUGAUGUUUUAACAUGACUACUAAAAUAUUUACUCCGCUUAGCUUGAUAAGUUUGUUUCUAAUGUACAGAAAAGCUGAUGGCUAUACCUUUUUUUGUUUCAAUGCUCAUCAAAUCUUGUUUAAUAGAAUUGGCAAUUCAAAAACUGUAUCAGAUUUAAAUGAUCCCAUGUUGAAAAAUGUUAGUUAUUCAGAGACAUCAGAAUCAUCAACUCUUCUAUCUAAAAAACAAAUACGACGCCUUUCUGUCCCAGAAUAUCAAAUUUCUACUAAUCACCUAACACCUUCAACAUUGAUCACAGACAUUCAAAAUGAUAGUCUUUUACUUGCUAAGAAAACUCCGAGUAAUCAUUCCUCUGGUCAGUACAGAUCAUGUAAAGCUGCUCAUAUCAAUUCGCAUUCAAUGUGGAAUAAUGAUUCAUCUUUGAGCAAAGUUCUAUCUCCAUGUAUGUUGAAUAGUCGCAAUACUGUACGCGUUAAUCCUUACUGUCCUCCACCAGAUAUAAAUCCACCACCACUACCUCCUCGUGUAGGCUAUUCAACACCAUCAGUUAUAUCUCCACAAUCACAUCAUUCCAAGCCGAUUAAAUAUCGUCCGCUUCCAGAAACGCCUAAAACUUCCUGUACUUCUACUGCUACUACUAUUGCUAAUACCAGUAUACCGAAACAAAGUAUGCAGAAGAAAUCUUCAUAUUCAAUCCCAAUGUCUGUUACAUCUCCUCCAUCGUCUACAUGUAUAAACCAAAUUAGUGAUUCAAUAGUUCCUACUUCUCUAAUACAAACCACUCAACCAACUUUACCAGCUAACAGUAAAAAGUCAAACUCUUGUCAUGAUAAUCAAAAACAUCAUCAUCGUCAAUGUGGUUAUGUGAUGUCAAUUCCAGAUACUACUCGUCAUCAUCGUCAUCGUGAAGGUCAGUAUUCAUCCAAUCAGAAUGCUGUUCAUCCUGAUUGUUGUGUUGAAUCUCAAACGCCUGCUGUUUACAUCAAUUCACGGCAUGCAAGUAAGCAGCCUAAGAAGACUGCUCCAUCUCCACAUCGUUCACGUUCUACACAUUCUCAUUCAUCAUCGAAUAAUAAUAGUGUAACUGCUCCCAAUUCUAUCCUAUUCUACCAAGCACCACUUCCAUCUAGUCAUUCUUCUGUAUCUAGUAGCCGUCGUCACCGGCUACAAGAACAUGGGAAGUCCGAUGGUCACUCAAAAAACAGGCUCCUAGUGACUAUGCCAGAAGCUUCACUGAUAACAUCUCAACCUGUGGAUAAACUUAUUACUCCAAGAAGAUCAAACAACAUCAUUAAUAUCCUCUUUUUCAAUACUACCAAUAAUGAUAACUCAGUCUUCAUUGUUUAUCCCUUUUCUGUUGUCAAAGCAAAGAUAUUGUUUACUUCACUUCCGGUUAUUAGUUGUGUGAAGCAACCGAACAACUAA